Molecule: messenger RNA, 1116 nt
Organism: Lactuca sativa (garden lettuce)
Lineage: Eukaryota; Viridiplantae; Streptophyta; Magnoliopsida; Asterales; Asteraceae
Source: RefSeq, a predicted model, not a curated record
AUGACGGAAGAGAUUUCCACCUCCGGCAACCGAUCUGUUGAGAUCAUUGAUGGCAUUAAUGGCCUCCAAAAAGUUGUCCUCCAUCAACACCACGGCAGUUCUGUUGAGGUAUAUCUUUAUGGGGGACAUGUGACAUCUUGGAAAAAUGAGCAAGGUGAAGAGUUGCUAUUUAUGAGUAAUAAGGCAACCUUCACGCCUCCAAAUCCAAUACGAGGGGGAAUUCCUAUAUGCUUCCCUCACUUCUCAAAUGUAGGCUCUCUUGAACUACAUGGAUUUGCAAGAAACAGAUUAUGGAGUGUUGACAAUGACCCCCCUCCCUUCCCCACUAAUCCCACAAAUAGAGUUUUCAUUGACUUGAUUUUCAAAUCCACUGAAGAUGAUUUGAAGACAUGGCCUCACAGGUGAUCUUAAUUGCACCCCUUUUGUCUACUAGACAUUCUUAAUUAUGCUAUUUUGUUAUUUUGUAGCUUUGAAUACCGAUUGAGGGUUAGUCUUGGACCUGUUGGAGACUUGCUGUUAACAUCUCGUGUCAGAAAUACAAACACAGAUGGAAAACCAUUUUCUUUCACUGUUGCAUAUAAAACCUAUUUUUCUGUUUCAGAUAUCAGUGAAAUCCGUGUAGAAGGAUUGGAGACGCUGGAUUAUCUUGACAAUUUGCAGAAUCGGGAGCGAUUUACAGAACAAGAGGAUGCGAUAACUUUUGAAUCAGAAAUUGACAAGGUUUACCUGAGCACACCAACAAAGAUUGCAAUCAUUGAUCAUGAAAAGAAACGCACAUUUGUCAUUCGGAAAGAUGGCCUUCCUGAUGCUGGGGUUUGGAAUCCAUGGGAUAAGAAAGCGAAGGCUAUGCCUGAUUUUGGAGAUGAUGAAUACAAGCAUAUGCUUUGUGUGGAGGCUGCAGCAGUGGAAUACCCGAUUACAUUGAAACUUGGAGAGGAAUGGAAAGGAAGGCAACAACUUUUGGUUGUUCAUUCAAGCUAUUGCAGUGGGAAGCUUGACCCUCACAUAGUUUGUUAAAGCUGCAGUUGAAGGAACAUCGGAUGUUUUAAUACCAUCAUGUACAGGUAUAUAUAAUUAUGUUCAAUCAUAAAUGAUAAAACCACCUACUUUUCGUUA